CCCAACUCUCCUGGUUCACCACAUCAACAUACAAUGGUUUUAACAUACAAUGUUUGUUCUGAAACCAAAUAAUAUUGUAACACUGUAGCUCCUUUGGAUGUGUUGAGUUGGUGACCUACUUAGGAUUGUGGGCACCGGCAUUUGCCACCUCCUUCCAUUCUGCAUAUUAUCCAGCAGAGGGAGCCAAAGCGCCGCUCCCGACCCCAAUCUGCAAGGAGGAGUCAGGACAGAAAGGAGUAAAAAAGUAAACUCCCUCCAAACUGAGGAGAAGUGAUCCCCCUGCUGACAUGUCUGGAAUGGGGAAGAGAUGAAGUGUAAGAAGGGCGCAGGAGAGCGACGUGUUUACAGGGAAGCGCCGCUUCAUCGCUGCGGGAGGUGUCAGUGGGGAUGAGCGGCGCCGUGUGACCCAUGUGGGAUGUGAGGCUGUCAGGCGGGGCGCACGUAAUCCGGACUGUUGUGUAUGGCAGUGAUCAGCUGAUCCCAGCCUUCCAUAUCUGCCCGGGAUGUGCAGGACGCUCCGGGCUUGAGUCCUGUAUGUGACCCCGGGAGAUGUGCUCUGGUGACCCCCGCCAUGGCUCUGAGUAAGGGGCUGAAGAUCCAUGUGAAGCCGGAGCCGGCGUGUUACAGCGUCCUGCUGGAGUCCCGCCAGAGGGAGGACUGUCUACUCUUCGAGUCCGGGACGAUCGCCACUCUGACACCUGAUGAAAAGGAAGCAAUUAAAGGGCAAUAUGAGAGACUGCAGGAGGCAUAUGGAUGUCUGGGGGUGCUUCAGCUGAAAUCAGGGAAUUCUCGGCUGCACUUUCUUGUCUUGGUAAGCAAUUGCACCUCUGUGGGACGAAUUUUAAAUGCUGAAGUUUACAAAAUUACAUCAACUGAAUUCUGUCCACUACAAGAAGAGACCAAAGAGGAGGAACGAGUCACAGUUCUCAGGAAGAUGCUGAAUUCAGGGAUGUUUUAUUUCUCUUGGCCAAAUCCAGGAUCACAUUUUGACCUCACAGUUCGGGCCCAAGAUCAGGAUGAAAAAAGAUGUUAUGAACCUGGGAACUGGUUCUUCUGGAACAGACUGUUGCACAUGCCUUUGAAACACUAUCAAGUCAACUGUUCAGAUUGGCUGUUGAAGGUCAUCUGUGGAGGGGUAGAAAUCCGUACUGUCUAUGCCUCCCAUCGGAAAGCCAAGGCUUGCCUUAUCUCACGUAUCAGCUGUGUGCGGGCAGGUGCCAGGUUCCACAUCCGUGGAGUAGAUGACGAUGGCCACGUUUCUAACUUUGUUGAAACAGAACAGACGAUCUAUGUGGAUGAUGAUGUUUCCUCCUUUGUUCAAAUCAGAGGAUCUGUCCCAUUAUUCUGGGAACAACCAGGGCUGCAGGUUGGCUCUCAUCAUCUUAAGAUUACCAGAGGAAUAGAGGCCAAUGCCCCAGCUUUUGACAGACAUAUGAUGUUGUUGAAGGAGCAAUAUGGCAAGCAAGUCAUUGUUAAUCUUCUGAGAAGCAAAGGAGGGGAAGAGAUUAUAAGUCGUGCCUUUAAGAAACUACUGUGGGCAUCUUUGCAUGCAGAGGAUGUGCCCAUGAUAAACUUUGAUUAUCACCAGCUUGUCAAAGGAGGGAAAAUAGAAAAGCUUGAGCACUUACUAAAGCCUCAGUUAAAGCUGAACAUAGAAGAAUUUGAUGUCUUUACCAAGAGAGAGAAUCUAACAACCCGUUUACAGAAAGGGACAUUUCGUAUCAAUUGUCUAGACUGCUUACACCGCACAAAUGGUGUACAAGCCUACAUCGCACUUGAGGUUCUACGGACCCAGCUUGAAAGUCUAGGACUGGUUGAUAUGAAGUCUGUUGUUGAGCGCUUUGAUGAGUCUUAUAAAUCCAUGUGGUCUGUUAAUGGUCACAACCUCAGCAUGAUAUAUACAGGCAGUAGAGCUCUGGAGGGUAAAACUAAUGUUGGAAAACUUAAAGAUGGAGCUCGUACAGUUUCUCGGACAAUACAGACAAAUUUCUUUGAUGGUGCAAAGCAAGAGGCUAUUGAUCUGCUACUCUUGGGAGAUUUUUACAGUGAUGAGUAUGCAGACAAAGGGCGGAUGUUAAUGGACAGCUCUGCUCUGCUAGUUAAUCCAAGUGCUUUAAAGUCCAUGUUAGAACGUCAGUUUGAGUUUACAAAUUUUAAAAAGACUCGUGUUGCUGUGGGAACCUGGAAUGUAAAUGGAGGAAAGCAGUUCCGAAGCAAUGUCCUUAGCACGAGUGAGCUCACAGACUGGCUACUUGAUGCUCCUAAACUAUCUGGACUUCCUGAUUUUCAGGAUGACGAAUGUGGCCCUCCAGACAUAUUUGCUGUAGGAUUUGAGGAAAUGGUUGAACUGAAUGCAGGAAAUAUUGUUAGUGCAAGCACUAAAAAUAGAAAAGUAUGGUCUGAGCAGAUACAGAAGGCCAUCUCCAGAUCUUAUCGGUACAUAAUGUUGACCUCUGCGCAACUUGUUGGAGUCUGCCUUUUUAUUUUUGUUCGGCCAUACCACAUGCCUUUCAUCAGAGAACUGGCAGUGGAUACUGUAAAGACUGGUAUGGGAGGCAAAACCGGGAACAAAGGAGCAGUGGCUGUGCGUUUCCAGUUCUACAGUACUAGUUUUUGCUUUAUAUGUAGUCACUUUACUGCUGGACAAUCCCAGGUAAAAGAAAGAAAUGAGGAUUACAAAGAGAUCACCCAGAAAUUAAGUUUUCCCUUGGGCAGAAAUGUCUUUUCACAUGAUUACGUGUUCUGGUGUGGAGACUUUAAUUACCGGCUGGACCUCACAUAUGAAGAAGUGUUCUACUUUAUCAAGCGUCAGGACUGGAAGAAACUACUUGAGUUUGACCAACUUCAGCUUCAAAAGUCCAAUGGAAAAAUAUUCAAGGACUUCUUUGAAGGUACAAUCCACUUUGGACCAACUUACAAGUAUGACAUUGGGUCAGAAGCUUAUGACACAAGUGAAAAGUGCAGAACUCCAGCUUGGACAGAUAGAGUAUUAUGGUGGCGAAAGAAGUUACCAUUUGAAAAAUCAGCUGGAGACAUUAACCUGCUAGAUAAUGACGUGGAUUCUAAAGUAAAACACACAUGGAGUCCUGGUGCUCUGAUGUAUUAUGGGAGAGCAGAGAUUCCAUCAUCUGAUCACAGACCUGUUCUAGCCAUUGUGGAGGUGGAAGUUCAGGAGGUGGAUGUGGCAGCCAGAGAGAAAGUAUUCCAGGAAAUAUCCUCUUCCCAGGGUCCUUUGGAUGCCACAGUUGAAGUCCACAUAGACUCCCCGACACCUGAGGAGAAAGCAGAGUUUCCUGAAGAUCUAAGUUCAGAGCUUGUUGAACGAUUUCAGAAUCACGGCACUGUUGUCCUUGUACGGUUAAUUGAAGGGCAAAUGAUGGUGACAUUUGCAGACAGCAGGGCAGCAUUAAGAGUUCUUGAUCUGGAUGGCUUGAAGGUAAAUGGAAAAACAGUAAGAAUAAAACCAAAGACAAAAAACUGGCUGAAGGAUCUACAGGAAGAAAUUGCAAGAAAUAGGGAUAGUAUGGUACUCUUAUCACCGAAUGCCAACUCCUCUCUUUUAGAAGAAAAUUUUGAUUUCUCCAGUCUUGACUACGAGUCAGAAGGUGACUUACUGGACGAUGACUCUGAUUACGUGCUGCCUCGCCACCUAGUGACUGACAGAUCAGCAACUGAUGAUGUGUCCCAUGGGAAUGGACAGCUGUGUACAGCACAAGCACCUGGAUCAAGUAAAGCCUCUAGUGCUAGUCCAAAGAAACCACAUUCAUUUAAAGAUGAUGCAGAUUUGUUGGCUUUAAAAAGAGAGCUACAGGAUGUUGGGGAGGUGCGCUCACGCUCCCCUAGCAGAUCACUAUCUGUUCCCAACAGGCCCCGAUCACGUCCACCACAGAGACCACCACCUCCAAAAAACAGCAUUCCAACAUCAGUACAGCCGUCAGUUAAGCUUCUCCCUGGUGCACCGCAAAAUCCUCCAAAGGACAAAUCUGGAAUUAGCAAACCUUACAAUGUAAAACAGAUUAAAACUACGACUGCACAAGAAGCAGAAGAAACCAUUAAAUGGCUCAUGGAGUCCAAAAAAGAAAAACAAGAAGAAGAUAUAAAAACUGGACUCCAUCGCAAUGAGAGUUUUCCAAAAUCAGAACCCAGAUCUGUAUCCAUCAAGGUGUCGCAUGGUCACGCACUAGAUGCAGAGACCGUGCUAGUCCCACAUAGACCACCUCCUAGGGUGCCUAGCUUGAGACCAGUUCCCCAUCAAAGAACUACUGUCAAUACUGAAGUUAAUCAAGAGCCGAAAACAGAACUUACUCAACAACCUGGUGCAGUAUCCCCUAAACACUUGUAUCAUGAUGGAAUCUCAGAUAGUUUAUUACCAUUGAGACCUCCACCUAAGGUUCCUCCAAAACCUGAACCUUCUGUAAAUGUAGUUGAUUCCAUUACCAAUCCAACAGUUAAACCCAAUUUGUGGAGUGAUGACCUUAUAAUAUUAGAUCCUGUGGAUGAGUCAACAAAAAAAGAUUCCAACCACCUCCCAUUAAAUAAAGUGGAAUCUACAUCUUCACUUCUAUUUAUCGAAAGACCUGAAUCCAUAACCAAUUCAGAUGAAAAUAUUGGGCCUUGUGAAACACAGCCAGGAAUGACUACAUCUUCAACUUCCUUGACUGUUUCUGUGACACCUCAAAAGGAGGCAGACUCAAAUGCUACAGAUAAUAGCGACAUUCCAAAAAUACGACCAGUACCAAAACCAAGAACAAUACUACCCCCUCAGAUGGUAAAGUCUCAGGAAAUCAAGAAGAGUGAUGAGAAUGCUUCUACUGCUCAGACUAAUGUUACAUCUGGGGAGAUACCCAACAGCAAUUCUUUAACUCCAGCAGUUCCCCCUCGAAGAAAGAAGUCUGCUCCAGCAGCUUUCCACCUUCAGGUGUUACAAAGUAUGAAUAGUUUGUCUCAAAAUGAUGUAGUGGCAAAUAAAAACAACAACAACAGUUCAACCGAAGGAGCUUUAAUAAAUAUAGAUUUUGGUUUUUUUGAUACGACAAGCACAAAGGACGAAAGUAAUCACCAAAACAAUUUUGCUUCACUACUAGAGCCUCAAAGAAGCUGGUCUUCUGAAGGAACUGGUUUUGAUGACAAUGUGACAUUUCAGUCCACAAGUCCUGGUACUUCAACAGAGCAGUUUACCGGUAGUGAGUUUAUGUUACAAGAUGAGGAAAAAAGUAAUAAUACAAUCCCCAAAGGAAAUAGUGAAUCUCCAUGGUGACUGCAAAUAUUUCGAAUUUUAAAGGACUAAGAAACGUAAGAGCAGAGCUCUUUAGAACAUUCUCAAAUAAUAAAUCUAUGUAAAAUUGUGGUUUAUUAGUACUGAAGACAUUUGAAUUAGUUUUAUCUCUGUAGAGAGACAUUUUCCUAAGGACAAUAACCUUUUCAUCCUGUGAUCUCAUUGAAGGAUGCUGCAGGCAGCCUUACCUUAUCUAAAAUGGCAGAUGCAUUUGUAGUUUUAAAUGUGAAAGGUACCAUGAAAACUUUUAUACACACACAUGCACAAUUGUUCUAGAUUUCGAGGGACCUCUAAAGAAACAUAUUAAAAUGUCUUUCUUUGCACUCACUGUCACAGUGGAAGUUCCUAUACCAUAUAAUGGAAUGGAAAACUAUACUAAUAGGAACUUUGUCAUGUUAAAAGUGCAGUUCAAUCUGUAGUCAGCAUUUUAGAUGGCUGUGCCGAUGGGUAUACUGUUGUUUAUGUGUCAGCAUCUGCUUAUUCUGGGCAAAGUAGUCAAGCGGGCUGUCCUACUGUGGAUUCAGGGAUGGUUGUCAACCACUUAAUAGGGUUGCCCAGAAUAAACAGAUAUUUAAUGGGAAUGUGUUAUCAGAUCUAUUGUUUAAAAUAAUUUUUUUCUGUUAAACUUGUUUUAAAGAAGUUUAGGUAAUUUUCAUGUUCCUAUUAAUGUUAAAGUCUUAAUUCUUGCAGUUUGACUUCCGCCAUUAAAGCGCAACUGUCACCAAAUUAUUCCCCCCCCCCCCCCAAGACUUCUACCA
Messenger RNA from Hyla sarda, 6033 nucleotides. RefSeq names its product synaptojanin 2 (gene SYNJ2). Gene Ontology annotation, biological process: phosphatidylinositol dephosphorylation; synaptic vesicle endocytosis; brain development. Gene Ontology annotation, cellular component: presynapse; perinuclear region of cytoplasm. Gene Ontology annotation, molecular function: RNA binding; phosphatidylinositol-4,5-bisphosphate 5-phosphatase activity. The coding region runs from base 572 to 5257 and encodes 1561 amino acids. The record is from RefSeq and is a predicted model, not a curated record. Lineage: Eukaryota; Metazoa; Chordata; Amphibia; Anura; Hylidae. The transcript has 27 exons.